Lactuca saligna is the source of this 957-nucleotide messenger RNA. The record is from the annotation of a GenBank genome assembly. NCBI's taxonomy places the organism in Eukaryota, Viridiplantae, Streptophyta, Magnoliopsida, Asterales, Asteraceae.
AUGUCUCUUUCUAAACGAGUCUCAUUAUCUCCUCAAUCACCGGCACAACCUCAACAAGAUCUCAAGCACCGAGUGAUCACUUGCCUCAACAAGCUCUCCGACCGUGAUACGCUUGCCGUUGCUGCGACGGAGCUGGAGUCUAUCGCUCUCAGCCUCAAUCAUGACUCUUUUGCGCCUUUCCUCACUUACCUCUCGGCUACGUCGUCGUCUGACAAGUCGCCUGUACGGAGGCAAUGCGUCCGUAUCUUGGGUGUUCUCUCAAUAACUCACGGUGAUGCUUUGUCACCACACGUUUCUAAAAUGCUUGCCGCCGUAGUUCGCCGCCUCCGUGACCCUGAUUCCGCUGUCCGGUCUGCCUGCGUUGGAGCUGUGUCGUCCAUUGCAUCGGAAAUCUCUAAACCGUCCUUCUCUUCGUUGUCAAAGCCGUUAGUGGAAGCCGUUCUGACAGAACAGGAUCAGAACUCUCAGAUCGGCUCGGCGUUGUGUCUGUCGGCGGCGAUAGAGGCGUCGCCGGAUCCUGAACCGGCACAGUUGCAAAAGCUAUUGCCUAGGGUUUUGAAAUUGAUUAAAUCCGAUGGGUUCAAAGCUAAACCUGCGUUGUUAACUGUUAUCGGCAGCAUUGCUGCAGCUGGUGGCGCCUCUUCUAACCGGAAUUCAUUUAAUUCCUUGAUUCCGUGCUUGGUUGACUUUCUGAGUAGUGAUGAUUGGGCGGCGAGGAAAGCGGCAGUUGAGGCGUUAGGAAGGUUGGCAGUGGUGGAGAAGGUUCACUUGACAGCUUUCAGAUCAUCAUGUCUUGCGUCUUUAGAGAAUAAGAGAUUCGAUAAGGUGAAGGUAGUUCGUGAAUCGAUGAAUCAGACAUUAGAGUUGUGGAAGGAGAUUCCAGGGCAUCUAGAUGAAGUUCCUGUUUCACCUCAACUGAAUGCCAAUUCAUCUUCUAAAGGUAAACUGUUUUUGUGA